CUCUCUCUCCAUCUAUCUAUUUAUCUUUCUCUCUCUGCCUCCUCCCAUUAUAUAUACUCCCUCAUCCUCCGCUUGGGCAGAACCCAGACACUACAGCUCAGUCUUCGAGCCAGCCUUGAUCUUGCGACCAGACCAGUCGACCUUCAACGUCAACCUCGACGUCGACAAUGGCUUCUUGGAAGAAAACCAUAAUUUCUCCCUUCAGGAAGGCCUGCACUUUCUUCAACCAGCAGCCUCCCCGGGACCACAAGAAGUCCCCCCACCACCACCCCCACCAGCAAGAGCAGGAGGACAGGGUGAUGGACCUGCAGGGGGAGGUGAUGGCGUGCGGGUACGAGGAUGUCCAGGUGAUGUGGUCGAUGCUGGACAAGUCCAGGUCCAGGUCCAGGCCCUGCACCCUCACCUCUUGAUCGUUGAGUCGUCCUCGCCGCAUGUCCCGACCGCCGUGCCUGUAGAUAUUACUGUCCGUGGUUGUGGCAUGAUAUGAAAGCAGCAGGACAUAGAAAAAGAACAGGAAGAAGCAGAGGCAGAGGAUGCCUUGGAACGCCGAAGAUGCUGAUUAAUUAAUUAGCCUAGGAUGCUUUUUUAGGUUUUUUUUUUUUGAAGGUGCUUUUUGAGGGGGUCUUUUAGGAAAAAUAGGAAUCCCCGUGAUUAAAAUGCAUAAUUUCACGGUGAGAUUUAGUUUAAGAAAAAAUCAACAAGAAGAAAAUAAUUAAUCAAAUAUGUUUUACGUCUCUAAACCAAAGUCCCUUCCUUCCUGGUUCUGUUUUCCUUGCUCUGUUCUGCCCUGUUCCUCUCCCAAGCACGUGCCAACUUCCGGAGUCAAUAUCGAUGUCUAUAUCAGACCAUUCCCAUUGAAUA
Messenger RNA from Punica granatum (pomegranate), 861 nucleotides. Lineage: Eukaryota; Viridiplantae; Streptophyta; Magnoliopsida; Myrtales; Lythraceae. The record is from RefSeq and is a predicted model, not a curated record.